Messenger RNA from Olea europaea var. sylvestris, 1866 nucleotides. Its product is annotated as protein DETOXIFICATION 42. Bases 180 to 1721 code for a protein of 513 amino acids. The transcript is spliced from 14 exons. Gene Ontology annotation, cellular component: membrane. Gene Ontology annotation, biological process: transmembrane transport. Gene Ontology annotation, molecular function: antiporter activity; xenobiotic transmembrane transporter activity. The record is from RefSeq and is a predicted model, not a curated record. Lineage: Eukaryota; Viridiplantae; Streptophyta; Magnoliopsida; Lamiales; Oleaceae.
AAUGUGGGCCAACUUUUUACUCCCCACCCACCAAAUAUUAACGCCAAAGAUGGGUUUGCAGAACCUUGCAAGUCUUCUUGCCUUGAAUUUGACUGUACAAAACUUUUCAAGUUUUCUAUGCAUGGAGACUACUUUCUGAAAACUUCCCAAUAUCAGCACAGGGAAUUCGGGAUUUAACUAUGGCCAAGGAAGACAUUUCUUUCCAUGGGUGCAGGGAAACCCCCGUCUUCAUAUUCUUCAAGGAUGCAAGAUCAAUUUUCAAAAUGGACGAACUUGGUUUAGAGAUAAUGAGGAUUGCUCUCCCUGCUGCUCUGGCUUUGACAGCUGAUCCUAUUGCAUCUCUGGUUGAUACAGCAUUCAUCGGCCAAAUAGGUCCUGUUGAACUUGCUGCUGUUGGAGUUUCUAUUGCCUUAUUCAAUCAAGUAUCAAGAAUUGCUAUAUUCCCCCUUGUCAGUAUCACUACUUCUUUUGUUGCUGAGGAAGAUACAAUCACAAAAGUGAUUCCAGAGUCGGAAGAUUGUGAAAGCUUGGAGAAUGAAUUGUCGUUAGACAAUGAAAAUAAGAUGUUGAUACCAGAGAACGAUUCUGACAAGACUCCAUCCAAGUCAGAGUUACUUGCCAACAGUUUUGAGGUAGCUAAUAUUAAGCAUGAAAAGAGGCACAUUCCAUCGGCAUCUUCAGCAUUAAUUAUUGGUGGCAUCCUUGGUAUCAUCCAAGCUGCAUUCUUGAUUUCUGCUGCAAAGCCUUUAUUAAACUUCAUGGGAGUCAAAUCUGACUCGCCAAUGCUAUUCCCUGCACAAGAGUACCUGACACUAAGAUCACUUGGCGCUCCAGCUGUUCUUCUAUCGCUGGCUAUGCAAGGAGUGUUUCGUGGAUUUAAAGAUACAAAAACUCCAUUGUAUGCAACAGUGGCAGGAGAUCUAACAAACAUAAUUUUGGACCCCAUAUUUAUGUUCGUUUUUCAUUUGGGGGUCAGAGGUGCAGCCAUUGCACAUGUUCUGUCUCAGUACCUAAUUUCACUAAUACUAUUUUGGAGGUUAGCAGAACAAGUAGCUCUUUUACCUCCUAGUCCCAAAUAUCUGCAAUUUGGUCGGUUUCUUAAAAACGGUUUUUUGUUACUGAUGAGGGUCAUAGCUGUGACUUUCUGUGUAACCCUUGCUGCAUCAAUGGCGGCGCGGAGGGGUCCAACACAAAUGGCUGCAUUUCAGGUCUGCUUGCAGGUUUGGCUUGCUACAUCUCUUCUGGCCGAUGGCUUGGCUGUCGCUGGGCAGGCAAUUCUUGCCAGUGCAUUUGCAAAAAAGGACUACAAUGGGGCAGUUGCCACUGCAUCACGAGUGCUACAGUUGGGGGUGGUUCUAGGAUUGGUUCUAGCUCUUAUCCUCGGAAUUGGAUUACAUGUUGGAGCAAGAUUAUUUACCAAAGAUAUUGACGUCCUCCACCUUAUUGGAGUUGGAAUCCCGUUUGUUGCAGCAACUCAGCCCAUAAAUGCCCUUGCCUUUGUUUUUGAUGGCGUCAACUUUGGAGCAUCUGACUUUGCAUAUUCAGCCUACUCAAUGGUUACUGUGGCUAUAUUCAGCAUUCUUUUUCUGUUCAUUCUUUCAUCCAGUAAUGGAUAUAUUGGAAUCUGGAUUGCACUAACGCUCUAUAUGAGUAUGAGAGCAUUUGCUGGUUUUUGGAGGAUAGGGACUGGAUCGGGGCCUUGGAACUUUCUUAGGACCUGAUUGCAAUUGUUUAUAGUUUCAAGAAAAGUUUUAUAAGUUCUCUUGUACUGAAUUCUCUUGCUAAAUAUAUAAUGUAUAGAAUAAUUGUAAUGUCAUUGAAGUUGGAAACUAUCUUAUUAAUAAAGAAAAGCUUCUCUUGAUGCCC